AUGCCUGAAUUAUCCAAGCUCAGACGUCAACGUGGUCACAUCAUUGGGGCCAUCACACACCUAAAAAAUGCCGUGGUGUAUUAUAAGGCCUUAGAAGCUGAACUUCAGAGUCCAGAGAAGCUACAAGUUGCCGUCGAGGCUCCCAAAGCAAAGUUCGCAGCCUUUGAUGACCUUCAAGAACAAAUAGAAACACUGGAUGAAGCCGAAACAGCGAAACGGUUCGAAAUCGAGGGUGAUUAUUACGACGUCAUCGGGGAAGUUACAGCCAUCGUGUCUCCUUUGCCCAGAUCCAGAAGUCUCACCAGUGAUAUCCAACGGCAGCCUUCCCCAGCCGGUUUAGCAGCAGACACACCCACAUCUCUCCUCGCCCUCAUGCGUUUACCGGAGCUGGAGAUCGUCAAGUUCAAUGGCCAAUAUCAAAAUUAUCGACCAUUCAUCGACACAUUCAUGUCUGGCAUCAAUAAUUAUCCCCAGCUCUCCAAGGUUCAUAAACUUCAAUAUUUCCGCAGUCUUCUUACUGGCAAGGCUGCCAAAGUUAUUGAAGCUCUUCCAAAUACCGAAAACAAUUACGAAACUGCAUUGGAAAUGGUCGACAAAAAAUUCAACUUUGAGAGAAAAAUUCUCUCGAGACACUGGUGGACUCUCCAAGAUCUUUCUAUCAUCACCAAGGAAACUCCAGAAGCCAUCAGCAAUCUUGUCGAUACUAUCAACCAACACCCUCGGUCAUUAAAGAAUCUCAAUCAACCAGUGAAUCAAUGGGAUUUACCGCUCAUAUGUCUGAUUCAAUCGAAGAUCAGCCCCGAACUCUUCACUCUUUGGGAACUCAAGAUCAAGGAUUCCAAGCUGCCCACCUACACCAGCCUCCUGGAAUUCCUAGAGAAUCGAUCACAGUGUUCAACUCGGAUCACAUCAACUUUGAAUGAACGUUCGAGUCAUUCCAAACGAGGUAGACAGGCAUUCUUCACGUCAGAAACCACUUGUGACAUGUGUAAAGAAGGCCACAAGAUUGGUAAAUGUCCGAAGUUCAGAGCUCUCUCACCAGCAGAACGCUACAAAAUCGCAAAACAAAAACUAUUGUGCAUCAACUGUCUUGGCGCCAAGCAUGAAAGACAACAGUGUGUUUCACGCUUCGAUUGCAACCAUUGUCACGAACGUUAUCACACCCUUCUUCAUUUCAAUGAUAAGUCUGAAUCAAGGAAUCCAGUCAACAAAUCUUCAACAAAGCCAGCUGUCAAGCCUCAAGCGCAACCACCCAUGGACAGCCCGGCAUGA
Molecule: messenger RNA, 1272 nt
Organism: Diachasmimorpha longicaudata
Lineage: Eukaryota; Metazoa; Arthropoda; Insecta; Hymenoptera; Braconidae
Exons: 1
Coding region: 1-1272 (423 amino acids)
Source: RefSeq, a predicted model, not a curated record